AAAAAGGCAUAAUGGCCAACCAAGAUCAAAACUAUUUAGGACCACGGACUCAUCCUCCAAAUCUUCAAAAAUCUACAUCAUUUUCUGGUGCAAAAUUGCACUAUCAGUAUCAGUACACUGGAAAAGAACAAAAAACGAGCAGUUCCAAAGAUGAAUCCCGUGUACAUCAUUCUGAAAGUAGAAGUCCACGUUUGUCAAAACACUUGGCAGAGGAUGAUGGAAGUGGAUCAACACUGGACCAACGUUUAUCAAGGCAAUUAACAGUUGAUUAUGGUGGUGGCUCAACAGUGGAUCAACGAUCGCAGCUGGGAACUUCGGGCACAAAGUAUCUCACAACUGUGCAAUCAUCAAACUUAGACUCGGCUGCUUCACCACUAUCUUUCUCUGGGCACACAGCACCAUCAAAAAUAGCUGUAGUACGUGAAACUCUGCCCGUGUCUUCUCAAGCAAGCAUAUUUCCAACGAGCUACAGGAGCUCUCAGUAUCCAUUCCUAAAUCCGUCCACGAAAGUAACUACGACUCCGCCAAUACAACAAUCACAUCUUGGCACAAGCCGUCUCACAACUGUGCAAUCAUCGAACUUAGACAGAAGUCCUUCACCGUCACGAUCGAGAUAUAUGAACAGUCGAGAUCGUCGUAAAACAACAACAAUCAUCCCAUCUUCAAUUCCACAGUCCAGUGAGUAUAAAUCAGCUUUCCAAAGGGAAGCCCCAGCAGUGUACUUCAAUCAACAUACAGAAUCUCAAUCAACAUACAAGCCUCUGCCCAUGAGCUCUCAGACGCAAAAUAGGAAUCUCACAAUAGGAUACACUCCAAAUCAGUUUCAAGAAAUUGAAAGAGCUCAGCGGGAAUUCAAGAAUCAGAAGAAACAGGAGGAAGAAAUUCGGGCUAAACUUGAUCGGAGAAGAAUUGAAGAAUCGCAGCGGCUGGAAGCAGAAAGGUUCGCAUUGGAAGCAACAAUGGUUGAUGAAGAUGAAGACGUGGCAAAGUUUAUCCGCAAUCCUGAAGAAAGAUUCAAAGACUCACGUGAUUCAAAAAAACUUGAAUGGCGCUCUCGUAGGGCGCCAAAUCAACCAGAGCAGGUGUGCGGCGAAUCAUGCGAAAAUGCCAAGCUCGGCAAAUUCGGAAAAUUUGCCAAGCUCAGCAAAUAUGGCAAAUUUGCCAGGCUCGGCAAAUUCGGCAAAUUUGCCACGCUCGGCAAAUUCAGCAAAUAUUAUAUACGUACAAUGCCCAAUUCUUGCAAAGAGUUUUCCAUCAGCGAAAAUGUUAAAAAUAUCUCACGAUUUGUGGACGGAGAACGCUACCACACCAACUUAGAAGACCGAUUCAAUAUUCCAUGGCGGAUAAGGAUCGAGAAGACAAAUGAUAAUUUCCAGUUGUAUUUAAGAUGCGAAAAGGAAGAAUGUGAAAACAGAAAAUGGUCGAUUGAAACUGAAAUUACAUUGAAAUUGGUGUCACACAAUGGAAAAAGUUUGAUGAAAAACUGGAAAUACACAUUUGCAAAGCCGACAGGGCGUGGAUUUGAGUUUAUCAGUUGGAAGGAGUUGGAAAGUGAUUAUGUUGUGGAUGAUAGUAUCGUGGUUGAAGCACAUGUUAAGAUAUUAAACAUUUUGGAUUCUCCGUGCACUGAAACAAUGAACCAGAAAACCUUUAUGUUGAAUCACACUGUUCAAAAUGUUUCAAACAUUAAAGAAAGAGGUAUAUAUACUACCAACGUAGAAACACAUUACAAUAUUCCUUGGAGAAUAGAAAUUCAAAGAAGAGAAGGUUUUUUUGGAAUGUAUCUACAAUGUGAAAAAAAGCAUUUUGACAGCAAGGACUGGUCUAUUGAGGUGGAACUUGUUCUAACAUUGAAGUCUUCAAAUGGCCAAAGAUUGUCUUUUACGGCAUCAAGCACGCUUAACGAGCCUGCUAGUUACGGUUAUGAUAAAUUAAUUCGAUGGGAUGAUAUGGAGAGAAAGUAUGCGGUCAACGACAGUAUCAUAAUUGAAGCGCGUGUCAAAAUUAUAAAAAUGACCGGAUUUGAAGAGCGGCCACCUGUUGGAAGACUAUCUGGAAUUGUAAUUCCAGUAGGAGAUCGGGAAUAUUCAAUGGAGGAGUGGAUGGAGAUGGCUUUUGGAUGUUAAUUUUGUAACUUGUAAUAUCCAAAUUGGUCCAGUUUUAUUUUUUCUAAUUCUAAAUAAAAUGAUUUCAAGUUUACAAAAAUGUGGAUGUAAAAUAUACUUAAAGAAAUAACUUUAUGGUGCUGAUUUUCCUUAUCAAUAUUUGAAAGUAUGUCACUAUAUUUUUUCUCACAAUUUAUAAAACGAAUAAAGAGAAUAGAGCCGUGA
Messenger RNA from Caenorhabditis elegans, 2330 nucleotides. It is a transcript of the gene math-41, whose product is annotated as MATH domain-containing protein. The transcript is spliced from 7 exons. The coding region runs from base 12 to 2126 and encodes 704 amino acids. NCBI's taxonomy places the organism in Eukaryota, Metazoa, Nematoda, Chromadorea, Rhabditida, Rhabditidae. The record is from RefSeq and is marked reviewed.